Cladocopium goreaui is the source of this 2119-nucleotide messenger RNA. Lineage: Eukaryota; Dinophyceae; Suessiales; Symbiodiniaceae. The record is from the annotation of a GenBank genome assembly.
AUGGAAUUUCCACGUGAGCCAACCCGAUCCACCCAGUGCCACAAUUCGAGGCCGAACCUCGAAGACCAGCUCCAGCACUUCGAGCACUUCGUCGACCUCCUCGAGCCGAAGUCACACCGUGACCACGGCGACCAGCAGCAGCAGCUCCAGCAGCAGCAGGACGGCAACGGCAGCGGCAGGGAGGAAUGUUACCCGGCCGGGACCCACACGCCUUGCAAGAACUCCUUGAGGACCUCCAGCACCACUUUCAGCAGCAGCACGACGAGCAGCAGCACGCUGCUAAAUUCCGUCCAGCUUCCGGAAGGAGUGUCUGGCACAGCGGCCGGAAACAUCCUUGUGCAAUCGCUCAGUAUAGCAAGCGAGGCGGUAUCAAAGGACGAGGCGUCGCUUUCGCAAGGGACGCCGUCAGGCGUUGUCACUGUGGUAAAGCUGUCAUCGACCAGCGACCAGGUCCGAAUCAAUCGAACUGACGGAGGUUCGGAGGUCGUGGUGUUGCUGCCGGCGGCAUUGAACAACUUGGCCGAGGGGAAUUUGAUGCUGGUGGUGACAGAUUUGCUUCCAUCCGUUGGUGAGUCCUUUCCCAAGAACAAGGGCGCUGACAUCAUUCUGUUGAAUUCUCCAGUGGUGGAAAUCUCUUUCGUACAGGAAAGCCAAGGAGAAGUAUCGGUUUUGGAAGUCAAAGGUUUGACUGAUCCAGUCAUCAUCAAAAUCAGCGAAAAAGCGCCCGUUGCAGGGGAUGAGUGCGUUUACUUCGAUCCUUUGGUAGAUGCGUGGUCGACAGACGGUGCCCAACUCCUGGUUUCGAAUGAUCCAGGCAGCUGGUGCGCAGUGAGUCACACGUCCAUCUUUGCCAUUGCCCAGAAGAUCCCCUUCGGAAACGCCUUGCCCACAGAGUUGGCCGUAAAAGAAAACAGUUACUUCAUUGCCGUCCUUCUGACCUUCACCUUAUGUUGCUUCACCGUCCCGGCAGUGUACGUCUGGCUGCGGCGUCGUUUCAAAGCACCGUCCACGGGAAAAGCUUACCUCACCUGCAAGGGACGCAAAGCUCGGCCCAUUACCUUUUCGAUGACGAAGGUGGUCAGUGAAAAGGAGGGUGGCGGAACUGAUGGCAAGGUGCUGGUGAAAUGGGACGUGACGCCGGAUGUGCUACCUGAUUUGGACAACUUGAAGCUGCGGCACGUCUCUACUGAGUUGAGUACCAAGGGCCGGGAAGUGAUUCGCGUGAAGAGCUUGAAGAGCGCUUCCUUCGAAGAAUCGCCCAGAUCGCCCAUAACGCCCAGAUCGCCCGAACGAUCCUUCGAUCGUAGCGCUAGAUCUGAACAAAGCGAGAGUUCCUUCGGUAUCGAUGCUUCUGUUCCAAUGGAUCGGGAGGAUUCUAUGGUGGUGUGCAAUGUCGAUGAUCUUCUACCACCCAUAGCCCCAGAAGCAUAUAGAGACGGUGAAAUGGUGUUGUAUUGGUCACAGUCAUUGCAGCAGUGCGCUUCAGCUGUCAUUGUGGGCAAGGGGACCUUCUGCAGUUGUGAAGAUGGCGAUACGUGGCCAGCGUACGAUUGUCGAGUUGGGCGACAUCAGCAGCUUCGUUGUCAAGUUCCGCUGAAUUUGCUACGGCCAGCUCCACACGUUGGGGAGAAAAUUGUUGUACAGAUCAGAGGCAAAUGGUUCCCAGCUCGUUUCAUGGCUUCCUUUUUCUUCCUUCAGGUUGCUCAAGUAGCCGUGGAGGCUGGUUUCAUGGCUUCCUUUUUCUUCCUUCAGGUUGCUCAAGUAGCCGUGGAGGCUGCGACCCUUGACGUACCGGAGUCGGAUGAGCUGCAAGUUCCAUUUCAUUGCAUCAGACGACGCUUCUCGAAAGGGCAAACAUGCGAAGUCUAUAGAGGCCAAGACGGGUGGGUGAGUGCACGCGUUGAAGAAGACAAGGUGGAUGGAUUUCACGUGAGUUUGGUCGAGGAUGCAGAUGGGAGCUCACCUGGAGAGGUGCUCGUGUCCUUAGCCGGUGAGAUGCUACGCCUGCCACUCUCCUUGGUGAGAGCAUCAUCAGUUCUCGAGAUUUGACUUGGAGCUUCAUAUUUGAAACUGUCGCAGAAGAAGUUCAGACCGCAAGCGUCGCAAGAAAGUGUCGCAC